AAGUGGUGCUGGCGGCCGAGGGAGUGAGUGGGAAGCGGAGACAGAGUGAGGUGGGGUGGCUGGCCGAGCAACCGACCGACUGGCGUCUACUCCCCUCACUCCCGUUCUACGGGGCGGAGAGAAGGUGAUUUCCAUCGCGUGGGAGUGCCGCCGCCCCUCCUCCUCCUGAAAGCGGGUCUCUGGCUGUGGCAGGUGUGGCAUUAACUGAUUUACAAGAUUAAAAAAUGACUGAUGCCAGUGAGAUGUUGGCUGCUGCCUUGGAGCAAAUGGAUGGUAUCAUUGCAGGUUCAAAGUCUUUAGACUACUCAAAUGGCUUGUUUGACUGUCAGUCACCAAACUCCCCAUAUAUUGGUGGGCUGCGUGUAUUACACCUAGUUGAAGAUCUUCGUGGACUGCUAGAGCUAAUGGAAAGUGAGGAAAAAGAUGGAUUGCGGUCUCAAAUACCAGACUCAACUGCAGAACUCCUGAGUGAAUGGUUACAGAGCCAUCUGACAAAUGGCCAUAUCUCUGUAACCGGUGAUGCAUACCAGGAUAGACUGGCACGAUUAGAAGGAGAUAAAGAAUCCUUGGUUUUGCAAGUGAGUGUUCUAACAGACCAGGUGGAAGCCCAAGGAGAGAAGAUUCGAGACCUAGAGAGUUGUCUGGAUGAACACCGAGAGAAGUUAAAUGGCACAGAAGAGAUGUUACAGCAGGAGCUCUUGAGCAGAACAUCAUUGGAAACUCAGAAAUUGGAUCUAAUGGCUGAGGUGUCAAAUCUGAAGAUAAAGCUGAGUGCAUUGGAAAAGGAUAGAUUGGAAUAUGAAGAAAGGUAUAAAGAUACUGAGUCAUUGUUUAACCUAAUAACAGAGCUGAGACAGCAGAUGGAGAAAGUGGAAGUGGAGCUAGCAUUAUUCCAGGAAAAGAGGUCACGGUUUGGUGAUCAAGAGGGGUUAUUUCAAGAAGUUAAUGAUCUAAGAGUAAAAGUGGUUGAAAUGGAAAGUGAAAAAAUGCAGUUUGAAAAGAAACUGAAAUCAACCAAGGAUGAGCUGGUGCAGCUGAAGGAACAGUUGGAACAGAAAGAUGCUGAGAUCAAGAGGCUAUGUUCUGAAAUGAGUUUCAAAACUGAAAUGGAUGAAAGUGACAAUGGGGCAGAGGAAAGUUAUAAAAAGAAGCUGAAGGAAAAAAAUCUUGAAGUAUAUAAAAUGAAGAAAGCAGUUGAAUCGCUAAUGGCAGCAAAUGAGGAAAAGGAUCGAAAGAUAGAAGAAUUGCGACAGUCCUUGAAUAGGUAUAAGAAGGUGCAGGAUAUGGUGAUGUCAGUGGCUCAUAAGAAAGUGAAAGAAGGUGACAGUGAUGAAAGCCUGAAUGGGGGAUCUGCGGGAGUUAACAUCAGUGAAACCUUGGAAAUGGAAUUACGUUCUCCAACUACACCAACCCCAGCAGCAGAGGGAAUGCCAGCAGCAGAGCCAGUUGAAAUCCACACUAGCAUCCUUCAAGUGCCAAUUCCCGUAGUGUCAUCUACUCCUAAGACUCAUGCUCCACAGGUAGAUAAGAAGAUGGACCCUGAAGUUGAAGCAACAUCUGAUAUUGGUGAAAUACAGCCAAGUGACAUCUCUUCAUUAAUUGAAGAAACUGUCAUAUGUGACAGUCCUAUAUUGUCAGAAGUAUAUACGUUGGGCAGUCAGGAGAAACUGAGAAUGGAAGAGGAGAACAAGAAAUUAUCUCUGGAACCUGUUCAGAGCCCAUUGGAGAAUAAAGCCUGUAUGGAGAUCAGUAAGUUUGCAUCUCUGCCACCAAAGCCACCAAAUGGACAUCAAAAUUCUCUGGAUGAUGAAAGUGCAGCUUCAAAAAAAGCCAGAGCUUCUUUUGGCCGUGGAUUUUUUAAGAUCAAAGGUGGCAAGCGAACAGCUAGUGCACCUAACCUGGAUCGCAGUCGAAGUGCAAGUGCACCGAUGCUAGCUGAGACGGAGAGAGAAUUGGAGCGUGUGGAUAGUGCUGGUGUCCCACUGCGUGCAGCAGAGGCUGACGGUUGUCAGCUAUUUCCAAAUUCCCCAGAAUUGAAAAAGAAAUCAAAAGGAAUUAAAAGAUUGUUUGGAAAGCUUAAAAGAAGUCAGUCAACCACCUUUACUCCUGAUGAUAUGACUGAUUCAGAUUUCAAGAGAGGUGGAACCAGAAGUACAUCAGGUCCCAAACUUGGCUGGUCCCGGGAUCUGCAGAAUACUAAAACUGAUCUGGAUGCUCCAUUUGCAAAGUGGACCAGAGAGCAAGUGUGUAACUGGCUGGAUGAGCAAGGAUUAGGCAUGUACGUAAGUGGUUCCAAAUCCUGGAUCACUUCAGGCCAGACUUUGCUGCAUGCAUCUCAACAGGACCUGGAAAGGGAGCUUGGGAUCAAGCAUCCUCUGCACAGAAAGAAGUUGCAACUAGCUCUGCAGGCAUUUGGCUCUGAAGAAGAAGAUAAUAAGGGAAAGCUGGAUUACAAUUGGGUGACAAGGUGGCUGGAUGACAUUGGAUUACCCCAGUACAAGACUCAGUUUGAUGAAGGAAGAGUUGAUGGUCGAAUGCUCCACUAUGUGACUGUGGAUGACCUGUUGUCGCUAAAGGUUGGAAGUGUUCUCCAUCACCUCAGCAUCAAGAGGGCAAUUCAGGUUCUCCGAAUAAAUAAUUUUGAAGCUAAUUGUCUUCGUAGAAGACCAUCUGAUGAGAAUAACAUCACCCCCGCUGAAGUCUCCCGGUGGACGAAUCACCGAGUGAUGGAAUGGCUACGCUCGGCAGAUUUGGCAGAAUAUGCACCCAAUUUGCGUGGUAGUGGUGUGCACGGUGGAUUAAUGGUUCUAGAACCUCGUUUUAAUGUGGAAACACUAGCGAUGCUGCUAAACAUCCCUCCCAACAAGACACUACUUAGACGACACUUAGCUACUCACUUUAAUUUGCUGGUUGGUCCUGAUGCUCAGCAGCAGAAACGAGAGGCUGUGGAAUCCCCAGACUAUUCUCUCCUAACAGCCACUGCCAAAGUAAAGCCAAGAAAGCUGGCAUUCAGUAAUUUUGGAAGCUUGAAGAAACGGAAACAGGAUGAAGAAGAAUAUGUAUGUCCAAUGGAAUUGGGACUUCCUGCAGGAACUGGUUUCAGACAAGGAAAUAAACAGACACGGGGAAUAGACAUACGAGUAUAUAAUGAUGAAGACUUGGACAGGAUAGAGCAGAUGGAUGAUUCUGAAGGAACAGUGAGGCAAAUUGGAGCGUUCUCUGAGGGAAUCAAUAACCUAACACAUAUGCUAAAGGAGGAUGAGAUGUUUAAAGAUUUAAGUGCAGGCUCUCCAUGCACCAGCAUGACUGAUGAGGAUUCAAACGUGUAAUUGUGCAUCAGAACUCGACACCUUGAAUAUGGACCCAGCUUUUUAUGGAAGCUCUUAGACCAACACUACUAAAUUUUAAAUUUCUGUGCUACGAAUACAUUAUGCAAAUACAUAACCGCAUACAUUGAAUUAUUUCUCCUGUUUGGAAAGAUCUUUUACCUACACAUUUUGCAGAAAAAAUGCGAUCGUUAUGUUAGAACCGUUGGACUACAGUCCUUUUCAUGAAAAGUAAAUUCCGUACGUUUUGAAUUUAAAAUUCAUGUUUUAUCAGACUGUUGAUGCCAAUAAUUUAUUUUUGUAGGUUGAUUGUACAGUGGUUCAGUACAGUAUUAAAAGCCAAUUCUUGAAUGUUUUUUUCAUCAAGACAUUGGAGAAUUUUUAAUGAGAGACGUGAAGAGCUUAAAGUGCUAGUGUCCUCUGGUGGCCUGAUUACUGAACUGUCUCCUGUAGUCUGGUCUGACCUCCAAACCCAAUAAAUUGGGUUCAGCAGCCAAAAAAAACUCUAGUUAUGAGAGUAAAGCAAUAUUUCCAGAAUGCCUUAAAUAACCAAAAAUACUGCCAUUUUGUUAAUGUCACUUAUUUUACAUUGACUUUGCCUUGUCCUGCCACAAUACAAAUUUUGUACCUUUUUGUAAUGUCUUUCUAAAUGGCAGGUAAAAGGGGAUGUUUUAUAACAAGCAACUUGUACUGAGAUUACUGACAAGCGCAGUGAUUUAUGUUGAUGUAGGGAUUGCAUACCAGCUGGUUACUGGCCUAGAAUCCACACAGAAUUUAUCAAAAUGUUUCUCAAAAUGUGAGGUUUGAAGUACUGUAAUUACUGUUUUGUAAUCUGAACUGCAAUUAUAAUCUAGGAAGUCUUAACAGAAGUUGACUGUUGGGUUGUAACCAUGUUCUUUUAAGUAUCUGGAUAUUUUAAAUGGUACAUGCCACAUUGUAAGAACUAUUCCCAUUUCUUAACCAGAAGGUAACUGGAGAUCAUGUUAUUGAUCAGUGUGAACACUUUAACUGGCUUAAGCAAUUUGAUUUUGCUUCAUCAUAUGUCCAUCAGUAUCUCUCAAUUCACUUGGAUGGCUAAAUUGUGUGGAAAUUACAUCAUAAUCUGAGUCUAGCUCAGUAUCAGUUUAAAAUCGAUUGUCGACACCCAUCCUGUCAGUGGACUGAGAUUCUUGCUAACCUCUUGCCGUGCAUCAGUGCUCUAGAUUAGUUGCAUUUCUAAUGCAGAAAUGUUAAUCAAUGUAACAUGGAAUCCUGAACAAAUACUUUUCACAGAAUUAUGGACAUUGAACGUGAGCCCUUUCUAUGCAGCAAUUUGUAAUUGUUCUGUAUUGCAUAAUGCAUCAUUGUAAUACUUAAUUUUGUUUCACAAAUAUAUAUUUUAGCCAAAAUUUAUGUUCAUACGACUUUAAAAUUUAAAUAAUCAUCUUAUUUAAACAUCAGGAAGAAAACUAAUCUUUAAAAGCUACAGCUUCCUGUUUGCUCAAGUCUCUGAACACUAUAAUGUGUAUUUUUUUACACUUCAAAUAUGAAAAACAAAUUACAUGAGUGCCAUUGAGGGGAAAAAAACCCAUAAUUUUGAGGGUAAUGUACUGGCAGCCAGGGAAUCUCUAAAGCAAGGACAUUUUCAAAACAUCUGAGUCACUUGUUUGAAUCUGGAAACUGUAGCCCUGCAUCAAACCUGGUGUUCAAUGUGCUUUAUAUUACUUUAUUUAUUUCACUGUUAAUGAUGCCAUUUUUCUGCCAUAUACUUUAAUGUUGAGGGUUUCUUGUGCAAUGUUUGUGGCAUAUUUAUAUAUGUAUUUAGUAUGUUAAUUUCCAUUGAUAACAUUAACUUGAGAACAGUGGCUUUUUUGCAAGAUAUUGUUGGGCUCCAAAGUGUUCUAAAAAAAACUCAAGAUUCUUGCACCAGCCUCCAAAACAUGAAAACUCAUUUUAGUGGCUGGGUGAAUUUCCUUUCUGUUCCUGCCUUAAAAUAGAGUUGACUUUUGAUCAUUGCAUUCUGUGAAGGUGCAUUAUGGACAAAUUUUGAAACAGGUACAGUGUGUGCCUCAGUAACUUCCCAUAAUAUCCUUGGAAGCAUUUUUGGUCUCCAGUUUGGUUUACUGGUCAAGCUUCUUUGAACGCAAUGUCAAAAUCAUCAUUUAUUCAGAAUUAAUGUUUCAAAUAAAAAUAAAAUAUUGCAUAAUGCA
Hemiscyllium ocellatum (epaulette shark) is the source of this 5515-nucleotide messenger RNA. It is a transcript of the gene ppfibp1b, whose product is annotated as PPFIA binding protein 1b. Gene Ontology annotation, cellular component: presynaptic active zone. NCBI's taxonomy places the organism in Eukaryota, Metazoa, Chordata, Chondrichthyes, Orectolobiformes, Hemiscylliidae. The coding region runs from base 225 to 3329 and encodes 1034 amino acids. The record is from RefSeq and is a predicted model, not a curated record. Gene Ontology annotation, biological process: neuromuscular junction development. Gene Ontology annotation, molecular function: protein binding. The transcript is spliced from 30 exons.